Pocillopora meandrina is the source of this 3382-nucleotide messenger RNA. The record is from the annotation of a GenBank genome assembly. NCBI's taxonomy places the organism in Eukaryota, Metazoa, Cnidaria, Anthozoa, Scleractinia, Pocilloporidae.
AUGGAUUUUCUAUCGAACAGUCGAUUUCUCGGGCUCGUAGCUUUGGGCUGCGGGGUGUAUGUUGGGCGGGAAGUACACAUGAUGUAUUUCAGUGAAAAACCGUGGGACAGAAAACAGCACGGUUAUGAAAGAUAUCCUCCGCGUGGAAAUUUCCCUGAUUUGCGCCUGCACAACAACAUAAUGGCGAAUCAUCUCACGCCAGACUUGUAUGAGUCGUUAAGGUAAGCUUGUAUACCAGAGACUGAAAAGUGGCGUGAACUUACCCUAAAGUUUAGGCCGGAAGGUCAAUUUAACAACGUUAAUGUGAAAUUCCAACUAAAGAAAUCGCAACAUAGUAAGGCUGAGAAGUGACUGUAAUGAAGAAAAUUGUUUUUAUAAAAAUAACGCGUUAGAUUCACAUAACUGGUAUAUGACAAAUAAGACCACAUGCUAAUAUUUGAACUGAGAGGUGGUAGUUGAUUAAAGGAAUAUGAAACUAUGAACAGAUGAAGAUUUGUUUCCUCACGGGUAUAAAGAAGGUAAAUUUUAAAGGAAACAAUGGUGCUUCGUCGAUAGGGGAUAUUGCAAGAUGAUUUGGUUUUAUCACUGAGUUGAGCGUCAUCCCUUCGUCUUUCGUCCUGAUUGAUUUUAUUGAAAACUGAAAUUCUUCCGUUCCUUCCCACUUCCUCGUCCUUUGCGGAAGUUUUAAUCUAAAUUUGAUAUAAAAAGAAAAUAAUUUUAAUUAAGAUAUACUUCAUUUAAGAAGAAACAAGACAAUAAAUUUGCGUUUAUUGAAUUAAGAGGAUGUCAAUGGGGUUAGCCACUAGCUGUGAAAUGGCCAAAAUUUUUAACUGUUGACCAUAAAAGCCAUCAUCCCGGUGAGACCUUUAAUUUUAUGGUUCAAAAUCUGAGCUCUUAAGCAUUAAGCAUGCUAUAGAGCUCAGUUUUAGAAAGUACAAAAAUAACAUCGAAUAGCGGGAGUUAAUUAUAUCGUUUAUCAUUGUUCACUUCGAUUGAUUUAACAGACACAAAGAAACACUCUGCGGUUUCACGUUAGACCAAGCUAUUCAAGUCGGUGUGGACAAUUUGGGGGUUCCAUGGCAACAAGCAUCCGGGAUAAUAGCGGGAGACAGCCAUUCAUACGAGGUGUUUGCACCAUUGUUUGAUGCUAUAAUCGAAGAGUACCAUGGACAUAAAAAAAGGAAUCUUCAUCCAAGGGAUAUGGACAGUCAUAAGAUCGAUGAAGGACAACUGGACAGUGAUUAUGUGCUGUCUAUCAGGCUGCACGCUCGACGCUCCCUACGGGGUUAUGCUUUGCCGGCAGGGUGUUCCCGCAGCACAAGAAGGAUCCUUGAGGACCUUAUUUACGCGAUACUCACGCGACUGGGAGGUGAGUGGGGGUGAGGUGAAGGACACUCACAGUAGGUUCCCUAGAAACCUAAAAACCUUAGAAAAAGAAUGACAAGAACUUGUGGCGUCUUAGACUGAAAUUUCCGAUUUUUCUUUUUUUUGUAGGUGAAUUUGCUGGUGAGUACAAGCCACUUGCCGAAUUUUCAGACUCAAAGCGGGGUUCUCUCAAUCUGCCAUCGCAUCCCAAGUCACCAGUAAUCACUUGCUCAGGGCGUGCCCGAGACUGGCCUGAGUCACGUGGUAUCUUUUGUAGUAAGGACUGCACCUUUGUUGUGUUCGUAAAUCAAGACGAUCACCUGCAGUUUAGGUGCUAUGAUAUAGGAGGGAACCUUCAAGCGGUGUUCGAUAAGUUGGUUCGAGGCCUGGCCGCGUUUGAACGAGAACUAAAGAAGUCUGGGGAAGAGUUCAUUUGGGACGAUCACCUCGGUUACAUAGUGUCGGACCCAAUCCAUCUCGGUACUGCACUCGAAGUCAGAGUUCGCGUUAAACUGCAUCACUUAUCCACGGUAAGUCAGAUGCAGCGACUUUUGACUUCUCACAUUUUGUUUAAGCAGGAAUUAUAUUUUCGAUCACUCGGACUGGCUUUUUGGUUUACAAAGAAGAUUUUGACUUACUAUGUAUCUUCUUUUAAAUCUCCUAUCGAAGGAUUCAAGACUUCGAUGGAUACUAAAAGCCUACAAAUUAGAAAAGAAGAGGACUGGUAAGUAGGGGAAAGGCAUUAUUUUCUUUUCCAGUCUCAGUCGAGUGAACUCGGAGGGGUCUGGACUCUAUCUUGGAGGGAGGCCUCUAUAUUUGUAGCAUCCGUCACUCGGGAAAAGUACGACAAUGCUCAUGAAAAAAAACUCAAUCUUGAAGAAAUUUUUAAAUGGGGGAAGAUUUCCAUUGUUCUUAAUCCAUUAGUCGAACAGUUAAGCUUAGUUAGUUAUGGACUGUCCUUUAAUUCUUCUGCCAAAAGUAACAGAAUUACGGCGAAAAAUCCCAGUUUGUCCGAGCAAUUUCCUUAACACACCCUCUCUCUCUCUCUCUCUCUCUCUCUCUCGCUUUCUUAGAUAUCGUAAUUUCUCUCCUGGUCCGGUUCCAGGUUACACGCGGUCUCCAAAGCAAGAGAGACCUCUUAAGCCUAGCAACUAGAUUACAGCAAGAAAAUUAUGUACAAACAUUCCAUCUGUAGCUAUUUUAAGAUCUGUGUCCUGCCACCGACAAUUUCAUUUUUCCUCAGCACCUUACUGCGUUUUGGGCCAAUCAUAGGUGAAUCUCUUCUUUUAUUUUCACAGGCCUUUCAAAAGGAGAAAUGUUGGCUGGAAUAAUGUAUCUUCAUAACACUCAGACUCUGGGUGUGUCUGAAGUAAGUUCAUGUCACUGUAAUGUUUGAUCGAUCCCCUUCGAUAAUAAUAAUAAGAAAGUCGGCUUACGCAAGAGGUUAAACUCAAAAUAAAAACAUAAAUAAACUCAAAGUGACUUAAAUGUUUCCGAAUCUUGGGUGUUAACGUAGGUUAGGAACAAUUAAAGAAAUAAUCAACGGCACAGAGUAAAGCCUGAUAAAAGAAUUCAGGCGUCAAAGGAAAUCUCUUUCGCAAGGUUGUAUUUUUGCUCCGAAUGAGCCUGGGAAUGAUCAUCUUUGACCCGUGUAUCCUAGGUCCCGCUCGGUUACUAUUUGCAAACAUCAGUCCUGUUCAGUAGAACGGGUCAAAUAAUACUUGAAGGAAAAUCAUACCUACUGACUAUUUGUUUGUCCUAACGCAGUAUGAUUCCUUGUCCUCUUUCACCAUCCUAUUUGCUGACCAAGAGCCAUAAAUAAUUAAGAGUUGGCCAUCCUCUCAACAAUCUUUUUCUCUCUUCUUAGGUGAAUUCUAUCCGGCAGUUAUGUGAUGCAGUUAAACGGCUUAUUGAGCUAGAGCGCAUGCUUGAACAAGGACAGGAUAUUGAAGAUGCUUUACCCCUCCCCCCGGUUCCUGUGGGAAAAUUAAUCAGAUUUGACACUUUGGGAUCCUAA